Molecule: messenger RNA, 2550 nt
Organism: Ruditapes philippinarum (Manila clam)
Lineage: Eukaryota; Metazoa; Mollusca; Bivalvia; Venerida; Veneridae
Exons: 6
Coding region: 239-2104 (621 amino acids)
Source: RefSeq, a predicted model, not a curated record
UGAGCCGUGACAUGACAUUUCCAACAUAGUGGUCAAAUGACGUAAUCGUAGAAACACGACGUCAAAGUUGACGCCAAAAUUACCACGUUUUUUUUUUAAAUUAUAUAUCGCGCGUGUUUUCAAUCAGCGCUGUACAGUUUUUAACAGUGCGCGCACCCGUUGUAUCCAUGGAGCGUUGUAAACAAAAAACAAUGUAUGAAGUGGGCGGGUCCGUUAAAUCGUAUAAUUAUUAAACAUAAUGGCAGAGGGCGGAGAAGAGUUGCAGGAGAUCAACAAUUUGUUCAAUGAUCAUUUUGGUUUAUCAAAUACAAAUGAGACACCAUUACCUGACCAUGAUAUUUGUAUAACAGAGUCCGAAGACGGCGACACAUCGAUAGGAAAUGAAAUUCUGGUCGCACAAUACCUUGACCAAUGUUCUAACGAUAAGGAAAAUGAAAAUCCAUUUAUUGAGUGGGAUAGUUGUGUUCUUUUUAAACAUUGUAACUGCGAAAAUAAAUGCAUAGAAAAAGUUAGUUCUUCCGAUAUUAAUGACCAUAUCUUAUCUAUUAGAGAUAUGUUAAAGGAAGAAAAAGAACAAUUAAUUAUGACUAUUUUAAACACAGUAAAAAUAUCAGACGCUGACACCAGGAGUGGCUCGAGAAAGCGCCCCACUUACUUGUAUUGUUUUGAAGGAAAGAAAAUAUGCCGUCAGGCUUUCAUGAUAUUAUAUGACAUUACAGACUUUUCUCUGAGAGCUUUAUGCGAACACGUACAUGGUCAUGGCGUAUCUCCACGUAAACAUGGCAAUACUGGACGAAAGCCUAUUCAUGCUCUCGAUUUUGACGAUGUUAUGAAAAUAGUGACAUUUUUACGGUCGUAUGCUGACGAGAAUGGCUUACCACAGCCAGCUGCUCCGAGAGGGCGUGGUGAUCUCCCACCCAUCUAUCUACAUUCAUCAUUGACAAAGAAAGCCAUUCAUUCUAUUUAUGUUGAGAGUUUACGAUCUGAGAAUGGAAAGUGUGUAAAAAGAACAACAUUUUGUCAGAUAUGGAAAGCUUGUGUGCCGCAUAUUGUAAUUGCUUCCCCACGUCACGAUGUUUGUUCAAAAUGUGAACAAUAUCGAAAGAAGAUUGUCGAUGCUGUGACAGAAUCUGAGAAGAUGGCCGCGACGUCAUCUAUGCAAACACAUAUUCAGCUAGCACAAGAAGAAAGAAAUCUUUAUCUGACAUUGAUUCGUCAAAGUAAGACAGCCUUAGAGACAGCCGCGUUGCUCGGCAAUAUACCUAGUACAAUGCAUUAUACAUUUGAUUUCGCCCAGAACGUCACGCUUCCGCAUCAUGCUCGUCAGAUGGGACCUCUUUACUUCUUGUCAUUAAAAAAGGUACAAGUAUUUGGCUUCCGCACCGAUGGAGAUCCACGCCAAUUAAUCUAUCUUUUUGAUGAGAGCCAGUGCAUCGGCGUAGACGGAAAGCUGUCACACGGUCCAAAUGCUGUAAUUAGUAUGAUGCACCAUGCUUUCCAACGCGUUGGUAAACAGGAAGAUUAUUGUUCAUUACAUGCUGAUAACUGCGCUGGACAAAACAAAAACAGAUAUGUGUUAGCCUAUCUUUCAUGGCGUGUAAUGACAGGACUGCACAAGAGAAUUGACCUACACAUGCAGAUUCCUGGUCACAGUAGAUGUCUUGUAGACGCUGGAUUUGCAAAUUUUAAGAGAUUAUACAAGCGAUGUGAUGCAGAUUCCUUGCUUGAUCUUGUAAAUCAAGUAAACAAGUCUUCAACUGUUAACGAAUCAGUGAGCUACCCAGAAUGGACAUGGUUUGACUGGAAGACAUACUUUAAUCAGUACUACAAAGCCCUACCGGGAAUUUCAUCAUAUCAACAUUUCAGAAUUGAGCACAAUAGACCUGGCGAGGUAACUGUGAGGAAAACUCCCGAUGGUGACGAAAGAUCGUUCAAACUCUUACGAUAUUCGGACACUACGUUCACUGCAGAACAAAUGCCACCUGUACUACAGCCAGGCGGCCUCUCAUUUGAAAGACAGAUGUACUUAUACAGAUCUGUACGUCCAUACGUGCGACAAGUUUCGCAAGAUGAAACGUGCCCGUUACCUACGAGAGAAGAGUAACUCUUCGCUGGAAAUACAAUAAAAUUAAUCUAUGUACUGAAAAUCUAAAAGUUGAUAAUAUAGUAUUUAUAGUGGAAAAAAGACUGUGUAAUUAAACACAUAUGGGAACGACGUUGUUAAUUAUUUGAAUAUUCAAUUUUGCAUGCAUUGUCUUAUUUGAAAAUAUUUUUCCAGGAUUAUUAUGUUAAGCAAAAUAAUUUUCCGUUUAGUCAAACUGACGUACUUUUUAACGACGUCGUACUUUUAAACGACGUCGUCACUAACGUCAACUUAAACGCCGUCACCAACAACAGGUGUGUGAUAAAAAAGUAUUAUAAAACAAGUUUUCAUCGUCCAAAAAUAAUAAAAUUUGUUUCAAAUGAUUCAGAAAAGAUUGCUUUUUGAGAAUAUUUGAAAAAGUGAAAAUGUCAAAUUUGACCACUAUGUUGGAAAUGUCAUGUCACGGC